Molecule: messenger RNA, 2748 nt
Organism: Tripterygium wilfordii
Lineage: Eukaryota; Viridiplantae; Streptophyta; Magnoliopsida; Celastrales; Celastraceae
Product: two-pore potassium channel 3-like
Exons: 2
Coding region: 852-2126 (424 amino acids)
Biological process (GO): potassium ion transmembrane transport; stabilization of membrane potential
Cellular component (GO): plant-type vacuole membrane
Molecular function (GO): potassium ion leak channel activity
Source: RefSeq, a predicted model, not a curated record
UAGGUUGGGUAAAGGUGUAUCUUACAAAUUACGAUAAUAGAAAUAUUCAAGGUUUGAAUUCACGACCUUUCGCUUGCGCUAAUAGUUAUGAUGGCCAAGUUUACUCUCUUAGCCAACACCAUGUUACAUAGGAGAAAAUCGUUGAUACCCUAUAAUCAUUAAGAUCUUGGACCUCUGAUUAUGGGGAUGGGAUUCGAGUGCAUAUCGGUCAAGUGUGCAGCAUGGCUAGUAAAAUACACAGUUGGGGGGACAUGCUUCAUUAUUUUGGGGGUUUUUUAAUCAUCCUUUGCUUGUGCGCUUUCCCUUGGCCCUGUGAUUGGAAAGAUUUUAAGAUUUGACCCAUUGGUGAAGAUUAAUAUUGGAUUUGGGUUAAUUUUACAUUUUUGUGUGUUGCUAAACAUGCGUCAGAUGUGGCGGUGCCAUGCUAUUAAAGUAAUUUUCUGCAUUUGAUAUAUAACCAAUUGUACGCGCUCCGAUGGGUGCGAGUAGGGGAGUAGAUUCUUUCUUUUGCAGAAACCUUGGUGUAGUGUCAUUUCUGGUUUGUGAAUUGUAGGAUGCGCAUUACUAGGCUCCCCAAAGUCCCAAUAGAAGACCAAAUCAAACUCUAUCUUCGUCGCUUCAAAUAUUCAAAUUUCCGUUGACACCUUUAAACAUUCUUCCUUCCUCACUAUAUCACUCGAUUCUUGCACUAUUUUAUUGAUAUAUGAUCUUGCAAACCAAAUUGAAUUUGCUGCAAUUGGUGCUUACAACCUUCUCCUUCCUUUCGUCGAACCCAGUUUUUGAGAGGUCGUCUCAGACUUGGGAAUUGCCGCUUCCAAAAAUCCCGGUUACGGCUUCUCCGGCGGACCCAGAUGGAUAAAGAGCCUCUACUUCCAUAUUUGAGCCCCAGGAAGAGAAACCCUCCACCGCCUCUACACCCUCUUCCCGAGGACGGUGAAAUUUCUCUUCCUCUCCCUCUAACUCCAUCUGAACUCAAGGACCGACUCAUCUUUGGCCCUUCGUCUUCCUCUCCCCGAGAUGCUUCUCCUAUUGUUGAUGCCUUGAAUAUGUCUCUUAAUUCCUAUAGACCCUCCUCUUCUUCUCUCCUUCACGAACCUCCUGUUCCAGAAUCCAUAUCACCGUCGCUGCAGCAAUCUUGGCUUAUUGAUCCUAAUUUCUUAUGGAAAAAGACCAAUCUGCACAGGUCCAAGACAGCUCCUGCUAUGGCUACGAUCAAUGAACUUAAUCAUCCUGUUAAUUCCAAGCCCAAGUUGGGGUCCCAAUCUAUUAUUCGCCAAGCGGUCAUUCUCUUAUUGUUAUACUUGUCAUUGGGUGUUCUAAUAUAUUCAUUCAACCGCCAUAACUUCUCUGUGAGUGAAACUCACCCAGUUGUUGAUGCAUUGUACUUUUGCAUUGUGACCAUGUGCACAAUUGGUUAUGGAGAUAUCACCCCUAACAGCACAUCCACCAAGUUGUUUUCCAUAAUGUUUGUGUUGGUGGGUUUCGGUUUUGUUGAUAUUCUGCUUACUGGGAUGGUUGGUUAUGUGCUUGAUUUGCAAGAAAAUUAUUUGCUGCAACAUGUGAAACGUGGGGGUGAAAAGGAAUCUGCAGGUUCUUAUAUAAUUGAUGUGAAGAAAGGAAGGAUGAGAAUACGAAUGAAGGUGGCAUUGGCAUUGGGGGUUGUGGUUCUUUGUAUUGGGAUAGGAGUAGGUGUGAUGCAUUUUGUAGAGGAACUUGAAUGGUUAGAUUCAUUUUACCUUUCAGUUAUGUCGGUCACAACCGUAGGUUAUGGAGACAGAGCAUUCAGGUCACUUCCGGGUCGCAUUUUUGCUUCCAUUUGGUUGCUUGUAUCCACUCUUGCAGUUGCUCGAGCAUUUUUGUAUUUAGCUGAGGCAAGAGUUGAUAGGAGGCAGAGGAGGAUGGCGAAAUGGGUGCUUGGUCAUGAUAUGACUGUCUCUGAGUUUCUUGCCGCGGAUAUUGACAAUAAUGGGUUUGUGAGCAAAUCCGAAUAUGCCAUAUACAAACUUAAGGAAAUGGGGAAGGUGACAGAGAAAGACAUUCUGCUGAUUUGCAAACAAUUUGAUCGGCUAGACACUGGCAAUUGUGGGAAGAUAACUCUUGCGGAUCUCAUGGAGAGUCAUCAGUGAUAAAAAUAUUAAAAAAAAAUAAUUCAAAAAAUCAUUGUGGGGGUUUCAUCUGCAUAAAAUGUAACUCCUGAAAAUUACCGUCUAGAGACGAGUCAAUAAAUCAAGCGCUGGAUCAUAGUUCGGCCCCAGUGAUGAUUCUGGUAUGGUAUAAACAUAAUAUGUCAUAUUAGCUGGUACCAUUAGCUUAUGCAUACAUGGGCUAUGCAAUCACUUCACGCUCUCUCUGUGUUCAGAUAAGGGGUAAUGCAUCAGUUUCUGCUUAUUCUGUUAGCCAGCCAAUUGUGGAAGCCAAUCAACUUUGAAGCUGCCAUAUUUUCUGAGACACAAAGCUCUUGAUAGCAUUAGUUGAUCCAAAAAAUGGUGGGAUAUGGACAGACAAACGUAAGUUGGUCUGUUAAUUGUUAUGUAUUCUUUGGCAGGUAGAACACGUUUCUGUUGGUGAUUAAGUUUAUUUUUUUUGGUAGAGAAUCUGCAUAAAGGUGAGGUUCAGUGAUUUAACAAAGAACCUGGUGUCAUAAUUUGCACUUCAUUACAUAGAAGUUGAUCUCUCUUUUACAAGCACAUGGUGUUUUCAGAUCUAUUUGACAGUUUUAUGGAAGUUCCUCUUUUUUUCUCACUUUCU